This is a messenger RNA of Cladophialophora psammophila CBS 110553, 1158 nucleotides long. RefSeq lists its product as uncharacterized. The record is from RefSeq and is a predicted model, not a curated record. The coding region runs from base 1 to 1158 and encodes 385 amino acids. Lineage: Eukaryota; Fungi; Ascomycota; Eurotiomycetes; Chaetothyriales; Herpotrichiellaceae. The transcript is spliced from 4 exons.
AUGCAACUCUGUCUGCAGAACGGCCUUCAUAUGCAUAGCAAGAGGCAAGACUUCUCGCAAGCCUUCUUAGUCAAGGAUGCAAACCAGGAGAUGUCUCGAGCACGCCUGUGGGCAUGGUUCAAGGUGGUUUGUCCCUGCGUCAACAUCUAUUGUGGACUUCCUCCGCAUCUUUUCGACGACUCCUGGGUACAAGAACUCCAUUGGGGAGACGAAUUCGUCUCGGGUGACUUAUCUAUCUACUGGAUGCAGCGGCUAGAGACUGUCAUGACAAGCUCGCUGAACACCUUGACGUCGGCAAGGUACGACGGCGAACAUGGCGACCCCGCCAACCCACUUACGGCUAUCAUCAAACAUUUUGAUGAUGAGGUUAUCAAGCUCAAGAAACAGUCUCACCCGCAUCUCGCUGCUAUCUGGUUCCUCUGCACUCGCCUUCAUCUGGGAGCUUAUCAUUUUUUCAUCUCCCGGUCAAAUUCCAAUUUAACUCACUUGAUCGAGGUCUAUCACCAGGCCUGUGCCUUUGUAGACAUUGUGGAGACUCGGGAUCAACAAGACGAUUAUGCUCUGUACAUUUCGGAGCAAUACUACCGGACUCUGAUGCUAGGGGCAAUAACGAUCCUACGGGUUUGUCGCAGCACUGAGCUAGCAGCGAAUGUUGAUCUUCUCAUGGGAGAGCGUUCCUACUUUGCUGCCAUCCGAAUUCUCAAGAAAAGAGUGUUGAGAAAUAAUGAUCUGAACGCUCAGAUGGCCACCAUACUUUCCCAGCUGUGGCAGAGUCAACGUGUGUUCCGCCAGCCAGGCGGAUCCCUGGACAGCUUGACCGUCCGGAUCCGGAGCAGAGGGGAGAUGGGUAUCGUGUACGAUUGCCUCUGGCAUUGGAGGCAGGAGCUUCGCGGGGAACUGAAUCCAUACCAAGAAGAAUGCAGCAGAGGCCCUGACGGUUCUAAUUCCGUUGCCUCUCUCACCUUUGACGGCACUAUUCACCCCAGUCUUGGACAAAACACCACAACGACGCAAACUUUUCCCGAACUCGAUGAGAAUUCCUUUCCGAAUAUGAUUGAUGACGAUGGCUUCUUUUCCGAAUGGAACUGGUCAAUGGACAAUUUGUUUGUUCCGCCGGCCAUUCAACAGCAUUUGAACGACAUGGAGUCGGGUGUUUGA